Rosa rugosa (rugosa rose) is the source of this 2376-nucleotide messenger RNA. Its product is annotated as sodium/hydrogen exchanger 1-like. The record is from RefSeq and is a predicted model, not a curated record. Gene Ontology annotation, molecular function: sodium:proton antiporter activity. NCBI's taxonomy places the organism in Eukaryota, Viridiplantae, Streptophyta, Magnoliopsida, Rosales, Rosaceae. Gene Ontology annotation, biological process: sodium ion transport; proton transmembrane transport; regulation of pH. Gene Ontology annotation, cellular component: membrane. The transcript has 15 exons. The coding region runs from base 501 to 2129 and encodes 542 amino acids.
GACGACACAAUCAUUGCAGUGAUCCAACACAAAACAUUUCUGUGCUUUAAUAUUCCAACCUCAUCAACCCCUCGGAAACCCACCGCUAAAAUCCAACUCCAUCAUCGCCGACCAUCUGUCACCACGACUGACCCAAUCAACGGUCACUUUGUCUCCAUUUUCAAACUCCCUCCUCAUACAAACCCCUAUAUAUAUACAAACCGCUUCACUCAGCUUUGCUGCCGAACUGUCCAAACCUUGAACCCACUUUCUCUCUCUCUGAAAGUUCCUGAAACUUGACAAGUUUUGAAACCCAGAUCCCAAGUUGGGUCAUCAGUUUGCUUCAAGUUUCUUGUUUUCCAUAUUCAAGUUGGAAACUUCGAAUAAAAAACUCAAGAUUUGUGUUUGUUUCAAUUUUUCAGCUCGAAAACGAUUCCUUUAAAGAUUCGACGCCAUCUUGGACUUACCGGUCUGAGUUUGGUGGAAUUUCUAGAAGCAUCUGAAACUUGAAUCCAGCAACAAUGGCGUUGGAUUUGAGCUCAAUGGCAUCGGAAUCGGUGGGAAUGUUGAACACUUCCGAUCAUACUUCGGUUGUGUCCAUGAACCUCUUUGUGGCGCUACUUUGCGCUUGCAUAUUGCUUGGACAUUUGCUGGAGGAGAGUAGAUGGAUGAAUGAGUCCAUUACGGCGCUUGCGAUUGGAUUGUGCACUGGGAUUGUUAUAUUGCUGACCACAAAAGGGAAAAGCUCUCAUUUGUUAGUGUUUAGUGAAGAUCUUUUCUUCAUCUAUCUGCUUCCUCCGAUAAUUUUCAAUGCCGGGUUCCAAGUGAAGAAGAAGCAAUUUUUUCGUAACUUCAUGACAAUCAUGAUGUUUGGGGCUAUUGGCACUCUCAUAUCCUUUGCCACCAUAUCCUUAGGUGCUAUGCACUUUUUCCGCAAGUUCAGCAUUGGUGACCUCAACAUCGGAGAUUAUCUCGCACUUGGAGCAAUAUUUUCUGCAACCGAUUCUGUUUGCACCUUGCAGGUGCUUAAUCAAGAUGAGACACCUUUGUUAUACAGUCUGGUUUUUGGGGAAGGUGUAGUCAAUGAUGCUACAUCAGUCGUGCUUUUCAAUGCAAUCCAGAGCUUUGACCUCUCCCACAUCAAUACAAGCACUGUUAUGCAGUUUAUUGGAAACUUUUUAUAUCUAUUUGCUACAAGUACAAUGCUGGGAGUUGUAGCUGGACUACUUAGUGCAUAUGUAAUUAGAAAGCUCUAUUUUGGCAGACACUCAACUGAUCGUGAAGUUGCUCUUAUGAUCCUCAUGGCUUACCUUUCGUACAUGCUAGCUGAACUGUUUUAUUUAAGUGCCAUUCUCACUGUGUUCUUUUGUGGUAUUGUUAUGUCUCACUACACAUGGCAUAAUGUGACUGAAAGUUCAAGAGUGACAACUAAGCAUGCUUUUGCCACUCUAUCAUUUAUUGCUGAGAUUUUUAUCUUUCUUUACGUUGGUAUGGAUGCCUUAGAUAUUGACAAGUGGAGAUUUGUGAGCGAUAGCCCGGGAAAAUCCUUAGCGGUGAGUUCAAUACUCUUGGCACUGGUUAUGGUUGGAAGAGCAGCCUUCGUUUUCCCCUUAUCGUUCUUAUCCAACUUGACCAAGAAAUCUCCACAAGACAAGAUCCAUUUGAAGCAACAAGUUACAAUUUGGUGGGCUGGUCUUAUGCGUGGCGCUGUUUCUAUGGCACUUGCUUAUAAUCAGUUUACUAGGUCUGGCCAUACUGACCUGCGCGCAAAUGCAUACAUGAUCACCAGCACUAUCACAGUUGUUCUUUUCAGCACGGUGGUGUUUGGUUUGAUGACUAAACCCCUAGUGAGGAUCUUGCUUCCUACAUCAAAACACUUCACUAGUAUGACAUCUUCUGAACCUUCUAGUCCUAAAUCCUUCAUUGUGCCACUGCUCACCAACGGGCAAGAUUCAGAGGCCAACAUCAGGUCCGCGGACAUACCCCGCCCUACUAGUUUAAGAAUGCUUCUAAGCACUCCGUCUUACACUGUCCACCAUUAUUGGCGAAAAUUUGACAAUGCCUUCAUGAGGCCUGUUUUUGGCGGGCGGGGUUUUGUACCCUUCGUUCCAGGAUCACCUGUUGAACAAAAUGGUCAUCAAUGGAAUUGAGAGUUUAUGUUACAUACACAUAAAGCACUAAUUGUAUAGGAUUCAUAGGUUGGGGCUUGAGGUGGGCUUUCAGUGUGCAUUUGUUUUUGAAAAGGCAGUGUGCAUUUGUUUAUAAAUAGGAGAUUUUGAAGUGAGUGGUGAGCGGUAACGACACUAGAGAAGGGAUGAGCUGUUGUAAGUUGUAACCUGUGGUGAUUCAAUGAUUUUCGAGUAUACAUAGUUUGCUGAUAAAGUAAAUUCCAUGACA